Messenger RNA from Lottia gigantea (owl limpet), 1388 nucleotides. RefSeq lists its product as hypothetical. Gene Ontology annotation, biological process: oxygen transport. The transcript is spliced from 6 exons. Gene Ontology annotation, molecular function: heme binding; oxygen binding. The record is from RefSeq and is a predicted model, not a curated record. Gene Ontology annotation, cellular component: hemoglobin complex; extracellular region. Bases 110 to 574 code for a protein of 154 amino acids. NCBI's taxonomy places the organism in Eukaryota, Metazoa, Mollusca, Gastropoda, Lottiidae.
AAAAUAUUGUAACACCAUAAGCUGUGAUAGGUGCGGGCACACAAAAGUUCAUGCCAACGGGAAUUUAUACCUCUAUAUUUCAUACAGAAUUGUCGCUUAACUGAACAAAAUGGCUUGUGCUAUUACUGGUUUAACUGCUGCUGAGAAAUCUCUUGUUGCUGAGGCCUGGAAGAAUAUUUCUCCCAAGAAGAAGGACUAUGGAGUUGAACUUUUUAUGUCACUCUUCACAGCUCACCCAGAUGCAUUGGACCAUUUCAAGAACUUUCCAAGCAAGAACUUGGACGAGAUUAAGAACACUGCUGAUAUGAGAGCUCAUGCUGCUGCCGUCAUGUAUGCCCUGGACUCUCUUGUCGAUAACCUGGAAGAUCCAGAAUGUAUGGUUGGUCUGAUUAGAAAGAUUGCCAGAAACCACAAAUCACGUGGAAUUGGAAAGAGCCGAUUUGAGCAACUCAGAGGCAUCUUUGGUAACUUCUUAGAUACUUCUCUUGGUGGAAAAUCCAACGCUACUACCAAAGGAGCUUGGGACAAAUUCCUUCACUUCACAAACAACCAAAUUGAAACUAUGCAAGCCUAAGAAUUCCAGAUGUUUGCUGAUUUCGUCCUGUGGAGAUGUUUGACAGCAGAUACCAUAAAAGUAUAAAGUAUAUGAAAUAGAACCCUUCAUUUAUAUUAUAAACUUUCAUUAGACAAAGACAGAAUGCAUACAGUGUGUAGUUCAUCAUCGUUUUUCACAACCUUUGCCAUUUGACACAUAAAUUCAUAGGCCCGUAGCCACAGAGGGUACCUUUCUCAAAUACGUAUAGAGGUUAACACCAACAAAGGCAGCAAACAAUGUAACCAACAAUAUCUUGUGUUGCAAUUAAAACCCGUUCUUCAACAGACCAACAUACGGAACAUAGCUUCGACUUUUGCUCUAUAUAUUCAGUUAUAUGCUUGGAAAACUAUAUUGUCCUUAUGUUAACAGUAUUACAUAUUGAGAAUUUUUUAAAUUUGUAUUCAUUUAUAGCUUCCGAUAUCCAUAAAAUCUUUUAAGGAAAAUAAGAUUGCAAAGACGCUUCGUUAGUGGCUUAAUUGGUAUAAAAUUAGUUCUGAUUCAGCCAAAAUGGUGACAGGGAUUACAGCCGCCUUUUACUCAAGCUGCCACAAAAUCAACGACUGUCAGAGAAUUUUAAUUAUUUUUACAUCACAGUUGGCUGGAACCUCAGAACGACGGACAAUCGAUGACGGCGGCUUUAGAUACCACGUUUAUUACCGUUCGCUAACACUGUAGACCAAUCUUCAACAACAAAUAUACUUAUAGUUCUAUGUAUCUGUAGGGACAACUCUAUGAUAUAUUUUUGUGUUAUGUAUUUUAUUUGCUUUUUUAGAAUAAAUGGUAUGAAAGUUUU